AAACUUUAGAGCGUUUCCGUGUCACUUCCUCGUUCUUCAGCUGGAGGCAAAAUCUUUUAUGCGGACGGACUCUCUCUGAAAUAGUCGAACUAUUCGAGGCUUUAUUUAAACUUUAUCUGACCUCCUGAGUUACAAACUAACUAAAUGUUUCUAACAAGAAGCUAAUUUGUACUACAUUUGCCUGUGAGCUCCUGGCCGGCAUAAAGUUUUGGAGCUAUGGCUGACGGUCGGGAAGAGGAGGAAAGAGGACUUGAAGAGCAGGGUGCUGUGGGUGGGGAAGAUGUUGUCGAUGACCCCAUCAUGGAGCAAGGAGCUGUGCUUCUCAGAGGGUAUGUGAUUGGACGUAUGAAUACAGAGGAUCCAGGGCAACGCGUCUCUUCUGUGGAUCUCGGAGGAAGACCAAAUGAACAGCAGGAUCCACAGAUAAAAGAAGUGGUGGAGCAGCUGCUCAAGAUUGCCGAAGAGAUAAACCGGAAUGCUGAGCUCCAACGACUCAUCAGCCAGGUUCCGAACAACUGUGCUCAGGAUGUCUUCAUGACGGUGGCCAGGAGCAUCUUUACUGAUGGCAUCAACUGGGGUCGAGUGGUGGCCCUCUUCCAUCUGGCCUACAGACUCAUCUACAAGGCACUGACCACUAACCAUCUAGAGAACAUCAGGAUUAUCAUCAGCUGGGUUCUCCAGUUCAUCAGAGAGAAACUCUACUUCUGGAUCGUACAGCAGGGAGGCUGGGAGGGGGUGAUCCGUGGUAUUUCCCGAUGGAGGACAGCAGCAGUAGUUGCAUCAGUAGUAUUGGUUUUUGCCUUUGUUUACUACAGGAAGACCCGCUGAAGCCAUCAAACCUCAAAUCGAGAGCUGGAGAUACGUUUCCUGAAUAAACUUGGCCUGGACCUUUUUAAUAAGAGACAGUUUCUUGAUUUUUAAUAUCACCACUCCCUAGUCUCCUUCUCAUGAACCACUGAGGUCAGCUAUGCAGGGCUGUUCUGUAGACUGUUCUGUGUUCUCAGGUAAUCAAGGAAAGAAAGGGCAGUCUGUCCAUUGUCUACCUUCAUCAGCUAGUAUGCUACUGUUUAAUAUCUAUUAUGGAGUUAUAAUAAAGGACUUUAAGGUGACCUAACAUAUCCCCUUGCAGCCAUGUUGGAGGUCUCCUGGUCUUGGGCAGCAGAGGCUGUGAACAGCUGUUGGCAUUUCAAAUGUUUUUAAACUUACCACAUGGCUUUCUCAGUACAAUUUCUUAGACAUGAUUUAAUUUUGGCUCUGUUUUUGACUCAAUUUUUGUCAUCAAUAAUAAUAAUCAAAUUUUAUGUUAGAUAAUGUCAGCCUGUGAGCUAGGUCAUUAUACUCAGCUGUACACAAGGUUAAAGGACCACGCUAGUGAUUUUUAAUGUUUGGCCCAUUUACUACGAUUUACCCACAUUUUCCAUUGUAAUCAAAAGCCAUCCAUUUUCAAAUAUGAAUUUUGAGUUGAAACACCCUUCUUAUAAUGUGCUGCCUUUGUGGCUUACAGUCAUCAACAUUCAUAAACCUCAGAACUCAUAAUUGGCUGUGGAAAGCAAACAUCUCCUCGGGACUGUUCUCAAGCACAAACCACAACAGUGUGGCUCCUUUUAGGAAAACUAAUGUGGACAGCUUUAUUACAGUGAUGGAAUACUGGUGUGAAGAAAGUUUGAAGUCUCUGAAAAUUCAUUUUCAUAUCAUAGGGGAAUGAAUGGAAUCUAGUGGCAGGAUAAAAGGGAGGAAAAUUUAUGUUGGAAUUCUAAUAUACAGUUGUUUGCUGUGGGAAAAGAUUAGCAGAAAUAUUAAGUAAAUAUUUUGUAGAUAUUACGCUAAACAUGUAAAAUCACUGGUAUGGUCCUUUUUAAAAUGGUUCUUCAAAUAGCUGUAGUCAUUUAAUUAGCAGCAUCUAGCAUUACAAGUGGAAUCUGCUAGUACAGUAGCCGAAUAUCAAGAUUAAUUCCUGAGCUGGCAAACAAAACCACAAACUAGUUUGUUCACAUUACCUGAGCUGCUCUCAUAGGCUACAACUCAGUGUUUUGGAGUAGACAUUAGGGCUAAAAUUUGGAGCCACAGCACCUUCCCUUUUUUUUAAAACAAAACAAACAAACAAACAAAAAAACAUUGAAUGGAUCUGCACCCAUACAACAACAAUCUCUCCAAGUGUCUUUCUCUUUUCAGCGUGUUUAAAUAUGCAAAAGAUAUUUUCUCACAGCUAGUUCUCCAUUUGACUUCCAUGAUGGUGUGCAGUAGAUAUGAGAUUUAUACCACAACUGUAAAGACCCGUCAGUUCUGGUGCAGAAAAUGGAUAACUAUAUAAUUUACUUAUUAAAGUAUUUUGUGGCAGAAAGUAGCUGAUUAUGUCAGUGCAUAAUGAGGGAAAGGAGUAGCAAUUUGCAAUAGAGGGAAAUCCCUGACUUGCUAUGUGGGGGGAAAAAAGGGUUUUGGGAUUAAAAAAAAAAAAAAAAAAUCAAUGCAAUUGUCUAUUAUUAUUAUUAUUGUUGUUGUUGUUGUUU
Messenger RNA from Myripristis murdjan (pinecone soldierfish), 2507 nucleotides. RefSeq names its product apoptosis regulator BAX. Lineage: Eukaryota; Metazoa; Chordata; Actinopteri; Holocentriformes; Holocentridae. Bases 217 to 828 code for a protein of 203 amino acids. The transcript has 6 exons. Gene Ontology annotation, biological process: intrinsic apoptotic signaling pathway in response to DNA damage; mitochondrial fusion; release of cytochrome c from mitochondria. Gene Ontology annotation, molecular function: BH domain binding; channel activity. Gene Ontology annotation, cellular component: mitochondrial outer membrane. The record is from RefSeq and is a predicted model, not a curated record.